This is a messenger RNA of Branchiostoma belcheri (Belcher's lancelet), 8504 nucleotides long. RefSeq names its product protein unc-13 homolog B-like. NCBI's taxonomy places the organism in Eukaryota, Metazoa, Chordata, Leptocardii, Amphioxiformes, Branchiostomatidae. Gene Ontology annotation, molecular function: diacylglycerol binding; calcium ion binding; phospholipid binding. Bases 356 to 5323 code for a protein of 1655 amino acids. Gene Ontology annotation, biological process: presynaptic dense core vesicle exocytosis; synaptic transmission, glutamatergic; dense core granule priming. The record is from RefSeq and is a predicted model, not a curated record. The transcript is spliced from 46 exons. Gene Ontology annotation, cellular component: terminal bouton; synaptic vesicle membrane; presynaptic membrane.
GGUGGCUGGACUAGCUGAGCCUCAUUCCAUGCAUCUGAAGAUGCAGCUUGAAGCCCAAGCAGCACAGAUUGCCCGCGAGUUACCUUCCUUUUUCGGCACGAAGCUGGUGGUAACCUACGAACUGAACACACGUCAGUACACUUCCGCGGAUCUCUGGACCAGGGCGGGGUUAGACUGCUACAAGUGGACCAUUCUGUAGAUGACGUCAUCAGGUGCAAGCUUGCGGGACAAAAAAUGGCGAAUAUUGAGAAAGUGAGAUUCUGGUCGACGUGCCGAGGGGCAAUCAGCGACUGACCGGACCUGAUGUGGGUUUGGUCCGUUAGAGCAGGCCUUUUAGACAAAGGGUGUGGUGAAGAUGUCACUGCUAUGUAUUUGCGUGAGGAAAGCACGCUUGGUGGGAGCUGCAGAAAAAUUCCAAACAUAUGUGACCCUCAAGCUUCAGAAUGCGAAGAGUACCACGAUAGCAGUGAAAGGCAAUAGUCCCAGCUGGGAGCAGGACUUCAUAUUUGAAACAGAGAGACUGGACAUGUGUUUGGUGGUAGAGUUGUGGAAUAAGGGGAUGCUAUGGGACUCCCUACUGGGAACUGUGGUAACUCCACUUCAGACCAUCCCCCAGUCUUCUGAGGAGGGGCCAGGAGAUUGGUACAGUUUGGAUGCAGACGUUCUGAUGAAGAAUGAUGUCAUCAGUGGGACCAAAACACCAACUAACCACCAAAUCAUGUUGGAUAUGCGCUUUGAAGUACCAUACAAUAUCCCAGAUGAGGAGGCCUUCCUCCUGCAACAGAAGCUUGAGGCUUUCAAUACUCUAACAGAUCAGGAGGUUCCGAAUGUUGAUGAGGAACUUCGGCAGAGAGGGAGACCACCAGGACAGCAAUCUAUGUCUGAUGAUGUGGAUAGUGACUACACAUCAGAUGGAAAUGUCCCCUAUGACACCCAACAGAACAACAUCUCCGUCCAUCAGUAUAGAAAUAUGUACCAAGCACAUAGUCCAGAUGGUUUUACAGACCAAAGUCCAGAGGUGUUUCUUCAGGAAGAACGACAACAGAACGUGCAGCUUCCAAAUGAAGACUUCCAGCCUAUGGACGAUCUGUACCAUGAUGCUUUUGAUGUCUACAAUUCCUUGGACGGAGAGCCCAAUAACUACAAUUCAGUCAGUACUGGAGUACCCAGGAGUGACAUAGACACAGAAUCUGAAGCUAGCUCUUUCCAUACCGCUGUCAGUCGCUUGCCGCGGGAGGGACAGGAGUCUGGUCACGCCCCACGUGCAACCCAGACCAACAAGACCAUGGGCAGCAGCAGGCAGUCUCUUGUGGGAAGCAGGCAAUCAUUGCUUCUGGAUAGCCCAGUGAAUGGCACAGGCAGCCGCAUGUCUUCAGCAACUGUCAGCAGACAGAGCACUGCAGAAAGCGAGCAGCCUCCGAGUACGGUGUCUCCUCGGGAAAGUGACAAGGAUGGGGCACUGACAGAGGAGGAGAGCAGCGAGAGCCCCACGCCGGCCAGACUUCGCUGGCAGAACGCCAUCGCAAAAGUUCGAAUGCAGAUCAGGCAAGAGAAAGAAGCUGAAAUUCGUGAGUCAGGGGGGAGAACCUCCCACUGGUCUGGACUGUUACCAAUGGGAAAUGCAGAGCAUUUCUACAGCAAUAUAGAUGCAAUGCCAGAAAUAAUGAAGAGGAAAAAGUCCAUUCCUUUAGUCAGUGAAUUGGCAAUGUCCUUGGCGGCAAUGAAGCGACAACAAGGUAUCCACAAUGCCAUGGCAACCAGAUCAUCCCUCAAUGAUGAGGAACUGAAACAACACGUCUAUAAGAAGACUUUGCAGGCCUUGAUCUACCCCAUCUCCAGCACCACUCCUCACAACUUUGAGAUGUGGACGGCGACAACUCCGACCUACUGUUACGAGUGUGAGGGGCUCCUGUGGGGGAUCGCCAGGCAAGGGGUCCGCUGUACCGAGUGUGGGGUCAAGUGCCACGAGAAGUGCAAGGACCUUCUGAAUGCAGACUGCUUACAACGUGCGGCAGAAAAAGCGAGCUCAAAGCACGGAGCAGAAGACAAGACACAAAACAUCAUCUCAGCCAUGAGGGACAGGAUGAAAAUUAGGGAGAGAAACAAACCUGAGAUUUUUGAGCUGAUCAAGGAAGUUUUUAGUGUAGACAAGACCUCCCAUGCAGGACACAUGAAGGCAGUGAAGCAGAGUGUUCUGGAUGGGACAUCCAAGUGGUCAGCUAAACUAGCGAUAUCAGUGGUGAGUGCCCAGGGCCUCUGUCCAAAAGACAAAACUGGGACCAGUGAUCCAUAUGUGACAGUGCAAGUUGGCAGAGUCAAGAAGAGAACGAGAACAGUAAUACAGGACCUGAACCCUGUCUGGGACGAGAAGUUUUACUUUGAGUGCCAUAAUUCAUCUGAUAGAAUCAAAGUCCGAGUAUGGGACGAAGACGAUGACUUCAAGUCCAAGUUGAAGCAGAAGCUUAGUAGAGAAUCAGAUGACUUUCUUGGCCAAACUAUCAUAGAAGUCCGAACUCUCAGUGGAGAGAUGGACGUUUGGUACAACUUAGACAAGAGAACAGAUCGAUCUUCAGUAUCAGGAGCAAUCAGGUUACGUAUUAGUGUGGAAAUCAAGGGAGAGGAGAAAGUGGCAUCUUACUAUGCACAGUACACAUGCCUACAUGAGAACCUCUUCCACUAUCUCUGUGAAAAGAAUGGUGGGAUGUACAAGAUACCUGAUGCAAAAGGAGAUGAUGCUUGGAAGAUUUACUUUGAUGAACCUGCCCAGGAGAUAGUGGACGAGUUCGCCAUGAGAUACGGCAUUGAGUCCAUUUACCAGGCAAUGACCCAUUUCUCUUGCCUGUGCUCCAAGUACAUGUGCCCCGGUGUGCCAGCACUCAUGAGCACCCUACUUGCCAACAUAAAUGCUUUCUAUGCACACACAUCUGCCUCAACCAAUGUGUCAGCUAGUGACAGGUUUGCUGCCUCCAAUUUUGGGAAAGAGAGAUUUGUAAAGCUUUUGGACCAGUUGCACAACUCGCUCAGAAUAGACCUUUCCAUGUACCGGAAUAAUUUCCCAGCCUCCAACCCAGAAAAGUUAGGAGAUUUGAAGUCAACAGUAGACCUUCUCACAAGUAUUACUUUCUUCAGAAUGAAGGUCCAAGAGCUGCAAAGCCCCCCACGGGCAGGGACAGUAGUGAAAGAGUGUGUGAAAGCCUGCCUGAAGUCAACAUAUCAGUACAUCUUUGACAACUGCUACGAACUCCAUGAGAGAGAGUUUGCUCCAGACAAGGACAAGGACAAAGUCCCUCUGGAGGAGAGAGGUCCAUCUCUGAAGAGCCUGGACUUCUGGACAAAACUCAUCAACCUUGUUGUGUCUGUAAUAGAUGAAGACAAAGCUAGUUACACACCGGUGCUCAAUCAAUUCCCAUCAGAGCUGAAUGUUGGUGAGCUGAGUGCAGCAACUAUGUGGGAGCUGUUCUCGCAGGACAUUAAAUUUGCUCUGGAGGAGCACGAUCAGCACAGGUUGUGUCCAGUAACAGACUAUAUGAACCUGCACUUCAGAGUCAAGUGGCUUUACAAUGAGUAUGUAGCCAAGGUGCCUCCUUACAAGGGAACAGUUCCAGAAUAUCCCAGGUGGUUUGAACCAUUUGUGCUGCUCUGGCUGACAGAGAAUGACAAGGUGUCCCUGGAGUUCUUACAUGGUGCACUGGACAGGGACAGAAAGGAUGGGUUCCAACAAAGCUCGGAGCAUGCGUUAUUCUCCUGCUCUGUGGUGGAUGUGUUCACUCAACUGAACCAGAGUUUUGACAUCAUCAAAAAGCUAGAAUGUCCAGACCCAGAAGUGACCAAGCAUUACAUGAAGAGGUUUGCUGCUACUGUCAACACUGUAUUGCUGGAGUACGCUAACAUUGUGCAGAAGGAGUUUGACCAGUACUGUGCAGAAGAGAAAAAGGCAUGUGUCCUGAUGAACAACAUUCAGCAGCUCAGAGUUCAGCUGGAGAAGGUCUUUGAGUCCAUGGGUGGUGAUAAGCUGGACCCGGAGGCAGGUGAUAUUCUAAAAGAACUCCAGGUGAAGCUCAACAACGUGCUGGAUGAACUCAGCCAGGUGUUUGCCAACAGUCUUGAGCCCCAGAUAAAGGAGGCUGUUGUGAGUAUGGGUAAUCAACUCAGCAAGAUCAAAGGAGCAGGAAAUGUUUCUCUCAACCAACCAAGCGCCAGAAAUAACGUCGCCCAAGAAGCUGAUGUCGUCAUCAAACCUCUCAUGGACCUGUUGGAUAAAAAUUUGACACUCUUUGCCAAGGUCUGUGAGAAGACAGUCCUGAAGAGAAUCCUAAAAGAGCUAUGGAGGAUUGUCAUGAACACCAUGGAGAAGACUGUCGUUCUGCCACCUCUCACAGACAUUAGUAAAAUUGGGCAAUACCUACACCAGGUUGAAGAGGGUUCACAGUUAAUUCUGUCUGCGGCCAAGGAACUUGCUCAUUUCUCGCAGUUCAAGCAGAAAAUCAGAAAGAAGCUUGAUCUUGAAACUUUAAGUCAAGAGCAGCUUACCUUUGCCAAGUUUCACAUAUUAAGAGACAUGAACCAGGAAGAUGCCAAGAACCUUAGCCCCAGGCAGUGUGCUGUUCUGGACAGUGCUCUGGACACAAUUAAGCAAUAUUUUCAUGCCAGUGGGAAUGGCCUUAAGAAGACUUUCCUGGAGAGAUCCCCAGACCUGCAGUCUCUGAAAUAUGCACUCUCCCUAUACACCCAAACCACAGACACUCUCAUCAAGACGUUUGUGCAGACUCAGACUCAGCAAGACCAGCCAAGUGUAGACGAUCCCCAGGGUGAAGUGUCGAUCCAGGUGGACCUGUUCACCCACCCAGGAACAGGAGAACACAAAGUCACUGUCAAAGUUGUUGCGGCCAAUGACCUGAAGUGGCAGACAACAGGCAUGUUUCGACCCUUUGUGGAGGUGAACUUGAUUGGCCCGCACCUGAGUGACGAAAGGCGGAAGCACUCUACUAGAUCAAAGAGCAAUAACUGGUCUCCAAAAUAUAACGAGACCUUUCAUUUCAUCCUUGGUAAUGAGGAUGAGCCUGAUGCCUUUGAACUCCACAUCUGUGUGAAGGACUACUGCUUUGCCCGUGAGGAUCGUCUGAUUGGCGUCGCUGUCAUGCAGUUGCGCGAUAUCGUUGAAGCUGGCAGCUGUGCGUGCUGGUGCGCCCUGGGAAGGAACGUGCACCUUGACGAAACAGGCUGGACAAUAUUACGCAUCCUAUCACAGAGGUCCAAUGACGAAGUCGCAAAAGAGUUUGUCAAGCUCAAAUCAGAGACCAGAUCAGAUAUGGAGCUGGGUUGAGCUUAUGUGCCCAAGGUGGACAUGUCCAACGUCAACAUGCCUAAAGUGGACAUGUCCAAUGUCAACAUGUCAGCCAUCAAUAUGCCAAGUGUCAACGUCCCUGAUGUUAACAUGCCAAAUGUGAGUGUUCAGAGCAUUGGUAUGCCAAACGUCAGCCUACCGAAUGUCUCUGUACCAAACGUCACUAAAGCUAAAGCCCAAACAUAAGUCCAACCCAGCAUCCAUACCUCAAACAUCCAUUGCAGAAAUCCCUAUCUACCCUAUCUUAGGUUUCUUUGACAAAGGGCAAACAAAAGAAUGGAAUUGCAAGUUGUUCCUGUAUAUAUACUUGACUGAAGCAAGACCAGAAACUGCAUUAAUUCCAGAUGUUUUAAAAGGAAAUAUCUUACAACACUGAUUUACAAUAUGACAAGCAAACUCAGUAACUGGGUUAUGAUUGUAACUGUAAUUACAAGGUACAAUACUAUUACCAAAGUACAUUUUUACAAUGUAUGAUACCAUAAGCCAGGAUCAGAUUGGAAUACUGGUACUGCUAAUUUAUUUAACCCUGACCUUAUUUGAAUAAGGUAUUCAUUCCAGAUUCCAAUCAUUGCUGAUAAUGUAACUUGCUAUUCAUGUAUUUGGUCUACCCUUACCAGAGCAAUGCUUUGUGCAUGCAGUCAGAUUUUGUACCUUGUAUGAUAUGCAUAACCCCCCUUCAGUUUCCUCAUACACACAUGUAAGAGAGGGAUGGUGGACAUGACAUUGCAGUAUUAGAAGAUCCAUGCCUGUACAUGUAAUGGAGACCUGAGAUACAGGUAAAUGCUCUCAAUUACAUGUUACAUGGGGCUGCUAGGCACUUAUGCUACUUUGUAUAUCCAUUGAACAUUUCCGAAUAUUUGAUUGAUAUACUAGUACAUGUACAUGUGUAGCCAUUCUAGGGGCAUCUAAGGCUUCUGCAAUGUGGGUUACACCUGACUUCUGACCUAUUGGUGGUAACUAGUGUCAGGCAGUGGGCAGUGCUCUAUAUCCUGUACAUGUACUAAGUCGUCAUGGACACUACCGGGAAGUUUGAGCUGACCAAAGCAGCAUGGUAUGUGAAAACAUAUUGUGUUCAACUGUUUCUUACUAAAUUUCUUCCUCAACAAUCUAUGCAGCUGAGUGGAAGAGGCAGUGUUCAUUGUUUAAUAAUUGUCUCAUAAUUACCUACCAUUUGAAUGGGGUAUUCAGAUGAUGUAUAUGUGGAAAAAAUCUGUAGAUGAUUAUUUGCUUUGUUGAUACGUCUUUGUUGGUAGUUUUUGAGGUCCAAGACCAUGUGAGAUUACUUUUCUACUAGACACAGUGGACUGACUAACUGCUUUGUACUCAGCAGUAAUCAACAGUUAUCAACAUUGUAAAAAUUAAGGUAAACAGCUGAUUGUUUUACCCAAAUCAUCACAAGUGCAACUUUCUCAUUGCCAUGCUUUAAUUGUUGCUAUGUAGGCAGGACCAACUCCUGUUGGCCCUGCACCUGUACAUUGUGUAGAUGAAGGUAUGGACACAGAAGUAUUUGUGGAAAAAGGGCUUGUCGAUAGAAAAGAAUUUGAAUGUCCAUGCCUUGUGAAUUGAUGAUUUUGCUAUUGACAGAAAUAGUGAGGUCUAAUCUCAAUACAAUAUCAAAUAAUUUCUGUUUUGGCAAUUCUGUCCUACAUGUAGCUGAUGCAGCCACAUACCCUGUGUGUCCUUGGUUUGUUAGAGCAUAGGGAUGUACCCAAGUCUGGACAGACAUUACCAGUUCAUUUUUGGUGUAAAACUGUAACACAACCAGCCAUUGUUUACAGGAUGAACUGCCCUUCCUUUCCUUUAAUUAUACUCGCCCUUUUUUUUCUCCCUGUAUCAUAAGAUAAGGUAGAGCAGUGUACAUAUUGCAGAAUAUAGGGAAUCUAGAUUUUGUAAAUUGCAACUUUCUUCUUUUUCACCCUGAAGUAUUUUGUUAUUGUAUUCAAGAUUCUCCUCUUUGUAUUGUUAGUAGAAUCCAUGCUUAAUCUUGUUUUACAUUUGGUAUAAGAUGACAAAAAAAACAACAUAUUAGUGAAGAGUUGCAAGGUAGAGCUAUCAUAGUGACUGUAUAGACUUAUACAUACCUGAUGCCUGUAACUUAAGAACAUGGAAAGCGAGAGAUUGCCUAUAUCGUGUUUCCAGUUCUUGUGAUAGAAAGGCACUGGUACAAUAAGGAGAGAAAACUGUGAAAGCUGGUCUUCAUAGUUGUUAGCCUGACCACUGCCAAACUAGAGUAUUGUUACCACUGGGAAAUGUACCAUGGAGCGUCAGGGGCUGUAGGGUUAUCUACACAGGAGAAAUCAGACGGACAUGAAGGAGAAUUUGAAACAAGUGUAGUUAACUUUUCUAUGCAGUGUGGCUGUUACUAUGGCAUGUUCAAGCUUCUCUUCAAAACCAUCGUGAUUUUAGGAACCGACUUCUUCUGAUGUGGACACAAAGGCUGUAUAGAAUUGGAAUCCAAGGAACUUUUAUUACUAGCACUAGUAACUAUGAAUGUUUGUACCAUCAAGAAACAAUGGCUUGCUAAAACAAAAUGUGAUGCCAGUACAGACUCCAGUAAAAUGCAUGGCGUAGACUUUAGCACUCAUUUUAGCAUGGCUUGUUGUCUUGCAAUCAAUGACCCUGUUUUUGUAUGCCACAGAGAUAUCCUAUGAAGAAAAAAAGAUUAUCAUUGUAUGUCAAUUGAGACUAAAUGGAGUUAUGUCAUGUUGUAGAUGGUAUAGUAGUAUUCUAUAUGGCUCUAGCUAAUCUGUGUAUGUGAAUUGUGUAUUUAGACAGUGCUGAGAUAGUAUACAUGUCAGUGUAUUGUGGAUAGUGUGUGAACCAUGUGUAUAUGUAUGCUUUUGAAUUCUAUGAACAUUGAAAUUUUGCUUUAAUACUUCAAUGAUCCAAUAUUUCCAGCAAAGGAAUAUGUAAAUAGCUAAAUUCAUUUAAUAUUCAAAUAAUCGUCAUAUCUGUAGUAGCCUAUAAAAAUUCUGUGCAAUUUUAUGAUUCUUUGAGGGGACCUACUUGUGACAAAGGACCAUAUUGAUGUGUUUCUUCUUUUAUUACUUUGUUGUAUCAUUUUAGUAAAAAGACAGAAGAGGGCGUCUACAAUCCUUGUAUUAUUACCACAGUCUGAAUAUUGAAUUGAUCGAUUAAAAGUAAAACAAAUUUUAAAUAU